Erigeron canadensis is the source of this 1176-nucleotide messenger RNA. Its product is annotated as type III polyketide synthase A-like. The transcript is spliced from 2 exons. Gene Ontology annotation, molecular function: acyltransferase activity, transferring groups other than amino-acyl groups. The coding region runs from base 1 to 1176 and encodes 391 amino acids. The record is from RefSeq and is a predicted model, not a curated record. NCBI's taxonomy places the organism in Eukaryota, Viridiplantae, Streptophyta, Magnoliopsida, Asterales, Asteraceae. Gene Ontology annotation, biological process: polyketide biosynthetic process.
AUGUCAAAGAUCAAUGGCAGCUGCGCAUUUGAUGGCUCAUCAACAACUAGGAGGCUUCCAACGCCAGGAAAAGCCACUGUGCUUGCGAUUGGUAAGGCCUUCCCAAGCCAACUCAUUCCACAGGACUGCUUGGUUGAAGGCUUUUUCCGUGACACCAAUUGCGUUGAUGUUGCUAUGAAAGAGAAAUUGGAACGCUUGUGUAAAACAACUACUGUGAAAACCAGAUACACAGUAAUGUCGAAGGAAAUCUUAGAAGAAUACCCAGAACUAGCAACAGAAGGCACAGCAACUAUUGCUCAAAGGCUUACGAUAGCAAACCAAGCCGUAACUGAGAUGGCUAAACAAGCUAGUUUAGAAUGCUUCAAACAAUGGGGAAGGUCUGCACAAGACAUUACUCAUGUAGUCUAUGUAUCAUCAAGUGAAAUUAGGCUGCCAGGAGGUGAUCUUUACCUCGCUAGUGAACUUGGGCUCAGAAACGAUGUUAAUCGUGUAAUGCUAUACUUUUUGGGAUGCUAUGGAGGUGUUACAGGCCUUAGAAUUGCUAAAGAUAUUGCAGAAAACAACCCUGGAAGCAGAGUAUUGUUGGCCACUUCUGAGACCACCAUUUUAGGAUUUCGACCACCAAACAAGUCUCGUCCUUAUGAUCUAGUAGGAGCUGCUCUUUUUGGUGAUGGAGCUGCAGCUGCAGUUAUUGGGGCUGACCCGAUAGCCAAUGUUGAGUCCCCGUUCAUGGAACUGAGCUAUGCGGUCCAACAGUUCCUCCCCGGGACUCAUAAUGUGAUUGAUGGUCGGCUUACUGAGGAGGGAAUAAAUUUCAAGCUUGGACGUGAUUUGCCUCAAAAGAUUGAUGAUAACAUUGAAGUGUUCUGCAAGAAGUUGAUGGACAAAGCGGGUAACUUUAAGGACUUCAACGAGUUGUUUUGGGCGGUGCAUCCUGGUGGUCCAGCUAUAUUGAACCGGUUGGAGACUACAUUGAAGUUGGGAGGGGAGAAACUUGAUUGUAGUAGGAGGGCCUUGAUGGACUUUGGAAAUGUAAGCAGUAACACUAUAUUUUAUGUGAUGGAGUAUAUGAGGGAUGAGUUGAUGAACAAAGAGAAUAGUGAAGAAUGGGGGCUUGCUCUAGCUUUUGGCCCGGGGAUCACUUUUGAAGGCAUUCUUCUUCGUAGCCUCAACUAA